AUGCCGCCGCUAUGGGUUGAGCUGAACGUAUCGUGUGCGUGUGGCGCUGUGGUUGCCGAUCGCGGCCUGCAUGCUGGCGAAUAUAACGUGCGUGCCUGGGGUGGGUUCAUCUGCCAUUGCGCCAUGUGCAGAGACGACGAGAAGCGCGCAGACUUUGGCGGUGGCGCUCCAUGGAUCGCGGUUCCACGGCUGUGGUUUCGGAGUCGAAAUGGCUUCCUGGACGACGCGCUGCUCGUCCGCCGGUCCAGCGCCUUCGCUGCUCGCGGCACCUGCUCCAAGUGCACGCGCGAGGUCUUCAUCCACUACGACUGUGAGCCCAACACGGAUUGGGUCCACGCAGACGUUCUGGGCCUCACGUCGCCCCACGACACCAAGCGUGGCUUCGCCGUGACGAGCUGGUCUCGCAUCCACCGCUCCACAGGCGAGCCUGAGCUCGGUGACGGCAUACCGUCCUACCCCGGAUUCGAGCCCUGGGAGCCGGAUCCGUGUCGACCCGCAGGCACCGCCGCGCCGGCCGUCUGCAUGACGUGCUUUCAGCCCAGUUGCUCGUGCAAUGGCGCGGCGGAGGACCCGCGGGAUGCCGCACCUCGCACCCUGACGGACGAGGACUACGAGGUCCUGCGCCCAAAGCCGCCCGACGGCCACUCGUGGGUGUUGGACGGAGAGGGUGCGCACUUUGGCGACGAGCCCUUUCUGAUGCGGCACGGCGACAUCGACGCGGAGGUGUGCGUGGUGCCGUGGCGACGGCGCAGAGAGAGCUCGUACACUGCGCUCGAGAAGGCGCGGCAGAGCUGCCACUACACGGGCGGCCCGAAGGGAUGCGAGACCUCGGCCUACCGCGGGAUGCCGUGUCUGCAGUGCCGGUGCCGGCUGGGCGACGCGGCGCUCCAGGACGCCGUUGAGAAGCUACGGGCGGAGGGAGGAUCCUCCAGCUCGGGCGCGCGUCCACGUGCAACGACGACGACGACGGCGAGUGGCAGCGGGAAGCGCAGGCGAGCGUGA
Emiliania huxleyi CCMP1516 is the source of this 1002-nucleotide messenger RNA. RefSeq lists its product as hypothetical. Lineage: Eukaryota; Haptophyta; Isochrysidales; Noelaerhabdaceae. Gene Ontology annotation, molecular function: carbon-sulfur lyase activity. The coding region runs from base 1 to 1002 and encodes 333 amino acids. The record is from RefSeq and is a predicted model, not a curated record. The transcript has a single exon.